AUGUCCAUAUUUUACUUUGGCAUUGCACUGGUCAUAGCCAUAGCAGUUACAACAGCAACCUACAUCGCCACUGUCCUAGGACUGCUCGUCUACAGGUUCUGUUUGUGCAGAACCCAGAACUCCGUUGCGUACUCGUACUCGUACUCGGUGUCCAGGGUGAAGUACACCAGUGAGGCAGACGGUCAGGCCGAAUGUGUUGUGUGCCUGAUGGGGUUCGAGGAAGGUGAAAGCAUCAAGCAGCUCCAGCAGUGCAAGCACUUCUUCCACUCCUCUUGUAUCGAUCUGUGGCUCUACUCGCACUCCGACUGCCCAAUCUGCCGAACUUCGGUCUGUUGA
This is a messenger RNA of Syzygium oleosum, 336 nucleotides long. Its product is annotated as RING-H2 finger protein ATL66-like. The coding region runs from base 1 to 336 and encodes 111 amino acids. Lineage: Eukaryota; Viridiplantae; Streptophyta; Magnoliopsida; Myrtales; Myrtaceae. The transcript has a single exon. The record is from RefSeq and is a predicted model, not a curated record. Gene Ontology annotation, biological process: protein ubiquitination.